Messenger RNA from Microplitis mediator, 1960 nucleotides. RefSeq lists its product as uncharacterized. Gene Ontology annotation, biological process: proteolysis; DNA integration; DNA recombination. The record is from RefSeq and is a predicted model, not a curated record. Gene Ontology annotation, molecular function: DNA binding; aspartic-type endopeptidase activity. The coding region runs from base 730 to 1890 and encodes 386 amino acids. Lineage: Eukaryota; Metazoa; Arthropoda; Insecta; Hymenoptera; Braconidae. The transcript has 2 exons.
GCAUUCUUUGAUUUUUAAAAUUAUUUUAAAUUUCUUCGAAGGUAAUUGCUGUGGCAGGUUUAACAAAAGAAAUAAAUGAGAAAAAUGAACAUAUAUUAAGUCAAAUGAAAUAAAUGAGAGCAAACGUAUAUAUCACAAGUCAUAAGUAUAUGAAUAAAUGCAUCCAAGGUCUUGGAAAAUAAUCUGGUUUACAGUUUAUUUGAAUAGACUGCUCCAAAAGUUGUUUUGCUUUACAUUUUUUUCUUCGGCACAUAUAUUUAUUGCUCUUAUUUAUCGCAUUAUAACAUCAUCUGUCAGCGAGGAUCCUCGUAAUUACCAAGCACAAGGACGGCAAACAAACAAAUAAAUAAACGCACAGUAACAGUGUCGUCAAAAUCAAAGAACAAGUCCGUUGAAUAACUUGUGUUUUAUAUAUUUAUUGUAUUACUCAUGCGAGAAAAGUAGUAUCUUGACGCUCGCUGUUGCGUUUGAAAAAGAGCCGUUUGCCCAUUUUAAAAUUAUGCGUGAGUUUUUUCAUAAAUAAAACUGUUAUUUGAGUGCGACAAGUUUACUUGUCGCACGUAAAUUAUUCUUGGCACACGCAAAUUUAGAUAAAAUUGCUAAAAUUAAAAAAAUAAUAACAAAAAAAAACACAAUCGACAUAUUAAAACUGAAUUGAGGUUGACGCGUCUGACAGUUUAAUUUAAUAAAUAAAAUUGUAAUUAAAUUAAAAUUAGUUUAAAAACGAAUAUGGAGUCGGAAAUAAUACCGGAAACUCCAGAAAGUUCGAGCGACGAAUCCACACCACCUGAAAUUCUGAAAAAAGCCGAUGAAGUAAGAAAUAAUUUAGUUCCUCAAGUAUCGAGACCCAAAUAUGAAGCGGCUUACAAUAAGUUUAUGGAAUGGCGAAGAAAUAAAAAGGUCAAGAGCUUUUCUGAACCCAUUCUUCUGACUUAUUUUAGUGAACUUGCCGAAACCAAAUUACCGUCAACUUUGUGGGCCACUUACUCAAUGUUGCGAAGUAUGAUUGACAUCAAACACAAAAUUAAUAUUUAUAAUUAUUCGGGUUUGAUCGCUUUUUUAAAGCAGCAAAAUAAAGGUUUUAAACCAAAAAAAGCUAAAACGUUAGACGCUGAGCAAAUAAAUCAAUUUUUGAACCAAGCUCCUGAUAAUCAAUUCUUGGCAAUUAAGGUGGCUUUGAUUUUUGGGGUUCAAGGUGCGUGCAGGCGUCAUGAACUUUGUGAUUUAACAGUGGACAAUAUAAUCGACAAAGGUGACAUGUUGUUGGUGAAAAUUCCAAAAACUAAAACCGGCAAAGCAAGAUCUUUUGUCGUGACGGAUGCGUUUUAUCAAACUUAUAAAAAAUACUCUUCUUCACGCCCAACAAACUUAGCUACCAAGAGAUUCUUCGUGGGUUAUCGGAACGGCAGGUGUACGAGGCAAAAUAUUGGCAUUAAUACGUUCGGUAGCAUGCCAAAAAUAGUAGCGAAAUAUUUGAAUUUAGCAAACCCGGAGUCUUACACAGGCCAUACUUUUAGAAGAACAUCAGCUACUCUGUUAGCGGAUUCUGGUGCUGAUCUUCUUACAAUAAAAAGGCACGGAGGAUGGAAAUCCAAUCCCGUUGCUGAAAGUUACGUGGAAGACUCAGUAGGUAAUAAAAAACGGAUUAGUGAGCAAAUUGCACGUGCCAUAUCAUCGAGACCAUCUACUUCACGCGAACAUUCAGACUCAAACAACCCAAUUUUUGGAAAAACUUCUGAAGAACCGAUGAACAUCACUGUGAUGCAUCAAGAAAAUGAAAGAUCCGAAAUUUUAGAGCAGGUUUCAUCUAAAAACGCCAUGAAUUUGAAUAUUACAUUUACGAACUGCACAAACAUUUCAGUUCUUUUAAAUGACACUGAAAAAAAGUAACUUAUUUAUGUUGCUGUUGUUGUUCUUGUUAUUUUUUGUUCUGAUCAAAUAAAUUUAUAUUCAUUUGUAA